Molecule: messenger RNA, 5650 nt
Organism: Carassius carassius (crucian carp)
Lineage: Eukaryota; Metazoa; Chordata; Actinopteri; Cypriniformes; Cyprinidae
Product: bile salt export pump-like
Exons: 26
Coding region: 1228-5049 (1273 amino acids)
Biological process (GO): transmembrane transport
Cellular component (GO): membrane
Molecular function (GO): ABC-type transporter activity; ATP hydrolysis activity; ATP binding
Source: RefSeq, a predicted model, not a curated record
ACCUCAGACUUCUUUGAUACUGUGUAUCUUUGCUGAGCAGGAAUCUCUUAUGUUAUUGUAAAAAGUCCUUGAAGCGCAUUCAACAGCGUUUAUUUAACAGAGGCAGAUGUACAAAAGGACUUCAACGAUUCAAAGAAAAGUGUGAGCUAGGACAGAGACGCAGAUGAAAUGCAUUGGAUACAUUCAGUCUGUGUUUGAAACUGACCACACAGAAAUACACCUGCCAACAUUUCUAGUCAGUCGCUUUCUAGAGAUGCGACCUGAAGAAUGAAGAACUGAAGAAUGAAGAAGAAUAAAAGUGAAGACUCUCCAAGGGACUGUGUAGAUAAAACCACAAAAUCAUACAAAACUGAUGAAGGUAUCAACUGUACUGUGCUGUGUUUAAUUUUAAUUGCAAAAUAUUAAAUGUUUCACUAUGUGCAAAUAAUUUCUUCUAUAUUCUUACAAUGCAGAUGCUGAACUCAAGUGAGUAUUUUGUUUUUAUUUAUUGAAUUCUUUUAAUAUUUUGGAUACAUGAUAUUGCACAAAUAUAACACAAAGUGACACAUGUUUAAAACAUGAGGGCAAACAUUGAAUUUGACAUCUGAGAAAUAAAAGUUGCACCAAAGUUCCAACCUGAAUCUAAUGAUUCACGAACCUGCCCCAAAGUUUUGAUCUGAAUCAAAUGAUUUGCGAACAUGCACCAAAGAUCUGAUCUGAAUCAAAUGAUUCGGGAACCUGCACCAAAGUUCCAAUCUGAAUCAAAUGAUUCGCGAACCUGCAACAAAGUUCCGAUCUGAAUCAAAUGAUUCGCGAACCUGCACCAAAGUUCCAAUCUGAAUCAAAUGAUUCGCUAACCUGCACCAAAGUUCCAAUUUGAAUCAAAUUAUUCACAAUCCUGCACCAUAGUUCCGUUCGGAAUUUAAUGAUUCGCGAACCUGCAUCAAAGUUCCAAUCUGAAUCAAAUGAUUUGCGAACCUGCACCAAAGUUCCAGUUUGAAUCAAUUGAUUUGCGAACCUGCACCAAAGUUCCGAUCUGAAUCAAGUGAUUUGCAAACCUUCACCAAAGUUCCAGUCUGAAUCAAAUGAUCCGAUCUGCAAAUGAAUUUUAAGCUGCAGUAAAGUCUGCAAUAAAAUCUAAAUUCUGUCUGUGUUUGAAGGAAUGGCAGUGACAAAAUAAAAAAAGAGAAAGCGCUGACCAUCGGAUUCUUUCAGCUGUUCCGCUUUGCCACGUGGAAGGAGGUGCUGAUGAUGGUGGUGGGAAGCGUGUGCUCUCUGGUCCAUGGCGCCGCAUCUCCUCUCAUGCUGCUGGUGUAUGGCAUGAUGACCAACACCUUCGUGGACUAUGAGCUUGAGGUUCAGGAACUGGCUAACCCUAACAAAACCUGCAUUAAUAACACCAUCACCUGGCUGGGUGGGACUGUAGUUGAGGGGCCAGACAACAGCUCCACGUACUGUGGUGUGGAUAUAGAGGCUGAAAUGACAAAGUUUGCAGUAUACUAUGCUGUAAUUGGAGUUGGAGUCCUUAUUCUGAGUUACUUUCAGAUCGCUCUCUGGGUUUCUGCUGCCGCCAGACAGAUACAACGCAUCCGGAAAAUGUACUUCAGGAAGAUAAUGUGCACGGAGAUCGGCUGGUUUGACUGCAACUCCAUCGGAGAGCUGAACACAAGGAUAUCUGAUGACAUCAACAAAAUCAACAAUGCUAUAGCAGACCAGGUAUCUAUCUUCAUCGAGAGGAUCUCAACGUUCAUAUUUGGCUUCACGGUGGGAUUCAUCGGCGGAUGGAAGCUGACGCUGGUGGUGAUAGCAGUCAGUCCUCUCAUUGGACUGGCUGCAGGACUCAUGGCGAUGGCUGUAGCAAGGCUUACAGGUCGUGAGUUGACGGCCUAUGCUAAAGCAGGAGCAGUGGCUGAUGAAGUCCUUUCCUCCAUGAGAAUGGUUGCCGCUUUUGGAGGAGAGCACAAGGAGACAGAGAGGUAUGACAGGAACCUCGUGGAGGCCCAGGCAUGGGGUAUUAAGAAGGGAGCGAUCGUUGGUGUGUUUCAGGGUUACCUUUGGUGCAUCAUAUUCUUGUGUUAUGCACUGGCUUUCUGGUAUGGCUCAAAACUGGUCAUUGAAACCAAGGAGCUCACACCCGGCGACCUUGUUCAGGUAUUCUUUGGUGUUCUUAUGGGUGCCGUGAAUCUGGGCCAGGCCUCUCCUUGUCUUGAGGCCUUUGCUUCUGGUCAGGCCGCAGCCAAAAGUAUAUUUGACACUAUUGACAGGGAACCAGAAAUCGAUUGCUUCUCAGAAGAAGGUCAUGCGUUAGACAAAGUUAAAGGUGACAUUGAAUUCCACAGAGUUCACUUCCACUAUCCCUCCCGCCCGGAAGUGAAAAUAUUAGAUGAUUUGAAUGUUGUGGUCAAAGCUGGUGAGAACACUGCAUUUGUUGGACCAAGUGGAUCAGGAAAGAGCACAACAAUUCAACUCAUUCAGAGGUUCUAUGACCCCAAAGAAGGAAUGGUCACGCUGGAUGGUCAUGACAUCAGAAGCCUAAAUAUCCAGUGGUUACGUUCUCUCAUUGGUGUAGUGGAGCAAGAGCCUGUUCUGUUCGCCACCACGAUCGUGGAGAACAUCCGAUACGGCUGUCCUGGAGUCACCAUGGAGGAGAUUAUAGAAGCCACCAAACAAGCCAAUGCUUACAACUUCAUCUUGGAUCUUCCUCAGAAAUUUGACACAUUGGUGGGUGAAGGUGGGGGUCAGAUGAGUGGAGGGCAGAAACAGAGGAUCGCCAUUGCUCGAGCGCUGGUCAGGAAUCCCAGAAUCCUCCUGUUAGACAUGGCCACGUCAGCGCUGGAUAACGAGAGUGAGGCUCUAGUACAGGAGGCCUUGGAUAAGGCUCGAGAGGGAAGAACGACUAUCAGCAUCGCACACCGUCUGUCCACCAUCCGCAACGCCGAUGUGAUCGUGGGCUUUAAGCAUGGAUGUGCUGUAGAGAGAGGCACACACAGCCAGUUACUGGACAGAAAGGGAGUUUACUUCACACUAGUAACCCUGCAGAAUCAAGGAAAUGAUACAGAGAGCGAUAAACCAGAGUACACUGCUGAGAUGACCAUUACAGAGGAGGAGGGACUUGAGAAAGUAAGGAGCUUCAGCAGAGGAAGUUAUGAGAGUACCGUAAGGCGAUCUUUGAGACAGCAAUCACAUUCUCGAAUGUCAAACAGCAUUCCUGAUGCCAUAUCUGGAAAAUUCAAAAUCCACUCGGACCUUUUAGAAACUGAGGAAGCUGAAGCAAACAACAAGAAAAGCAAAGGUAAAGAUGAAGAAAUCAUUGAACCGGCUCCUGUGGCACGAAUCCUGAAGUAUAACCGUCCCGAGUGGCCAUAUAUGCUGCUGGGCUCUUUAGGUGCUGCCAUCAAUGGAUCGGUCAAUCCCAUCUAUGCUCUUUUAUUCAGUGAAAUCCUUGGGACAUUCUCCAUUCAAGACCUGGAUAAACAGAGGAGGCAGAUAAACGGGAUUUGUAUUUUGUUUGUCAGCAUAGGAGUCCUGAGCUUCUUUUCACAGUUCUUACAGGGCUACUCUUUUGCCAAAUCAGGAGAGCUGUUGACUCGCAGGCUGAGAAAGGUUGCAUUUCAGGCAAUGUUGAAGCAAGAGAUGGGCUGGUUUGACAGCCCCAUUAACAGUCCUGGCGCUCUGACUACCAGACUAGCCACUGACGCCUCCAUGGUGCAGGGGGCUACAGGCUCACAGAUCGGCAUGAUUGUGAAUUCACUGACCAACAUCGGUGCUUCUUUCAUUAUUGCAUAUUACUUCAGCUGGAAACUGAGUCUAGUGGUCACCUGCUUCCUUCCUCUCAUUGGCCUCUCUGGAGUCUUUCAGGCUAAAAUACUGACAGGAUUUGCUAAUGAGGAUAAAAAUGCACUGGAGGCUGCUGGACAGGUGUCCAGUGAAGCUCUGAGCAACAUCAGGACCAUCGCCGGUUUAGCCAAAGAGAAACACUUUGUGUCUCAAUAUGAAGAGCAGCUACAAGCACCAUAUAAUAGGGCAAAGAAGAAAGCUCAUGUUUAUGGGAUCUGUUUUGCAUUCGCCAAGUGUGUCAUUUUCAUGGCCUUCGCUUGCUCUUUUAGAUACGGCGGCUAUCUGGUCAGUAAUGAGGGGCUUCCAUAUAUGAUGGUGUUCAGAGUCAUUUCAGCUCUGGUGACCAGUGCCACUGCACUUGGCAGAGCUUCGUCUUUCACACCAGAUUACGCCAAGGCCAAGAUAGCUGCUGCCCAACUCUUCAAACUGUUGGACAGGGUUCCCAAAAUUAGCAUCAGCAAAACAGAAGGACAACGUUGGAAUCCCUUUAAGGGCCAAAUAGAAUUCAAAGGGUGCAGGUUCACGUAUCCCAGCAGGCCAGACAUCCAGGUUUUGAGGGGACUGGAGGUGUCAGUACAUCCAGGACAGACUCUUGCUUUUGUGGGAAGCAGCGGCUGCGGGAAGAGCACCAGCAUUCAACUGCUAGAGCGAUUCUACGACCCCGAUGAAGGACAAGUGCUGAUCGAUGGACAUCCAUCUGCGAGCAUCAGCGUGCCCUUCCUGAGGUCUCAGAUUGGCAUCGUUUCCCAGGAGCCGGUGCUUUUUGACUGCAGUAUCUCAGAGAAUAUCCAGUAUGGAGAUAAUUCUCAUACUGUGAGCAUGGAGGAGAUUAUAGAAGCUGCUAAGAAGGCCUAUCUGCACGAUUUUGUGAUGACACUACCUGAUAAAUAUGAAACUCAGAUCGGUGCUCAAGGCUCUCAAUUAUCCCGUGGACAGAAACAGCGCAUAGCGAUCGCAAGAGCCAUCGUCAGAAACCCUAAAAUCCUGCUGCUGGAUGAAGCCACGUCAGCACUCGAUACUGAGAGUGAGAAGGUUGUUCAGGCCGCGCUUGAUGAGGCCCGUCAGGGACGCACGUGUAUCGUCAUUGCUCACAGGCUUUCCACCAUUCAGACUGCUGACAUCAUCGCAGUGAUGUCACAGGGCGUGCUCAUCGAGAAAGGGACCCACGAGGAGCUCAUGUCCAGGAAAGCUGCAUACUACAAGCUUGUCACAACAGGGGUCACUAUUAGUUAAAAAAAUAUAUAUAGCACAUUACUUCUGCAAUCGUUGGUUUGUCUGGUUUAGUCAGGCUGCUCAAACAGAUUACAUCUCAUUACAUUUGGUAAUGGAAUUAAUUGUUGAGGUAUUUUUUAUUUAUAUGUAUUUAUUGAUAAGUGGAUGUUUAUUAUGUCUUGACAACAUCCUUUGAAUGUUUGAAUUAUACUUAUACUAUGGUGGCCGAGAGAGCUCAACGCAACUUAAGAAAACACAUGCAAAUUGAAAAAACACCAGCAAAUGAAGAAAACAUCUUCAUCAGUUUGACAGCACAAGUGUUGCAAAUCCUCACAACACAUGCAAAUUAACAAAAGCGCUGCAAAUCUUCACAACACAUGCAAAUUAAGAAAUGCUGCAAAUCUUCACAAUACAUGCAAAUUAAAAAAUGCGCUGUAAAUCCUCACAGCACAUGCAAAUUAAGAAACAAUUAAUGAAGCAUUGCAGAUUUAUUUUGAUUAACCUUGAAAUGAUAUUAAGUUGAGGAUAUUAAAGUUCGCCAUCUUAUAAGUAAUAGUAAACUCUCACAGUUAAUCGUGUAAUUAUUCAGCUUAUUUAGGCUAAUAAUAUCCGAAAGGAAAAA